GCCAUGUGUGACCCCUGACCUGGCCGGACCCCAACAGGAUCCGCUCUACCUCCCGGAGAGGGGCCUGCAGCCCCAUGGCCGCCACGCACGGGAAGCUGCUGCUGCUGGCCGGCCUGUACCUGGUGCAGGGCCUGCCCUACGGACUGCAGUCCGGCCUGUUGCCCGUGCUGCUGCGGGCCCGCGGCCUGUCCCUGACGCGCGUGGGGCUGGCCAAGGUGCUGUAUGCACCGUGGCUGUUCAAGCUGGUGUGGGCGCCACUGGUGGACACCCGGGGCACGCCGAGGGACUGGCUGACCCUCAGUACAGCCGCCCUGGGCCUGGUGUGUGGGCUGCUGGCCGCCCUGCCCCCAGCUGAAGCGGGACCCACGGGACUGUGGGCCGCGCUGGCCGGCCUGCUGCUGCUGCUGCUGAACCUGGGUGCUGCCGUGCAGGACGUGGCUCUGGACACGCUGGCCGUGCAGCUCCUGGAACCAGCGGAAUUGGGGCCGGGUAACACAGUGCAGGUGGUGGCGUACAAACUGGGCUCAGUGCUGGCAGGGGGCGGCCUGCUCGCCCUGGUGCCCACUCUCUCCUGGCCACUGCUCUUUCUGUUCCUCGCUGUUACAUAUUGGCUGGCUGCUGCCCUGGCCUGGGCCGCCCCAGCCCUGCAAACACUGGCCACACUGCAGCCCAAGGACCGGCCCCUGUGCCGCCUGCGCAGCCUGCAGGAGGUGUUGGGUGUGCCCGGGACCCUGUGGAUGGCAGGCUUUGUGCUCACAUACAAGCUGGGUGAGCAAGGUGCCAGCAGCCUGUUCCCGCUGCUUCUGCUGGAUCGUGGUGUCUCUGCCCCUGAGCUGGGACUGUGGAAUGGAGUGGGUGCUGUGGCGUGCUCCAUCACUGGCUCAUCCUUGGGAGGUGCCCUGCUUGCCAGGCACUGGCAGCCGCUGUCCCUGCUGAAGUCGGUACUGAGAGUCCGUCUUGGAGGCCUGGUCUGCCAAACUGCCCUGCUCUUCCACUUGGACACACCAGGGGUCGAUCUGGGCCCUGGCACAGUGCCCAGAGAGGCAGCCUUACUGAGCCUGUGUCUGCAGCACUUCCUGGGGGGCCUGGCCACCACUGUCGCCUUCACUCUGAUGAUGCGCUGCAGCCAGCGGGCACCCAGUGUCCUGCAGGCCACACACUACAGCCUCCUGGCCACCUUGGAGCUCCUGGGGAAGCUGCUGCUGGGCGUGCUGGCCGGAGCCCUGGUUGACUGGCUGGGCCUGCAGCUCUGCUUCUCGUCCUUCCUUGCCCUCACGGUUGUGCCCCUCCUGCUCCUGGGCCUGGUGCCCUCCACCGUGGCCUGACCCGAGCUCAGCAGCUGGCCUGGUCAAUAAAGCUGGGCCUGCCAGUGCCUGCUGUCCUCAGCCUGGUGACGAUCCCUGCCAA
Sorex fumeus (smoky shrew) is the source of this 1407-nucleotide messenger RNA. RefSeq names its product major facilitator superfamily domain containing 3 (gene SLC33A2). Gene Ontology annotation, biological process: transmembrane transport. The transcript has 5 exons. The coding region runs from base 75 to 1325 and encodes 416 amino acids. The record is from RefSeq and is a predicted model, not a curated record. Gene Ontology annotation, molecular function: transmembrane transporter activity. Lineage: Eukaryota; Metazoa; Chordata; Mammalia; Eulipotyphla; Soricidae. Gene Ontology annotation, cellular component: membrane.